UUUCGAAACAUAAAGCCGACAUUCUAGCGGUAUGUUGCUCGUUCGAAGCCGGUUAGUUGCACGUGCUGUACAGAAGCAAUGUCAGAAAGUAGAAAGGAGAAAUUAUGUAACUAAAGUAUUUAAUACCCCGUUGAGCGGAAUGGAAAUGGCUCGCUGUGGAGGUAUUGCAAGUAUGAUGCGACUUCCAAUAGCUUCGUCAACAGAAGGACUGGAUGCUUGUUUUGUUGGUGUUCCUAUUGACCAUGGUACUUCAAAUAGGUCGGGAACAAGGUUUGGACCUAGGGAAAUACGUACAUCUUCAGUGUUGGUUCGUGAAGUGAAUGUAGCAACUGGCGCAACACCGUUUCAGUCACUUAUGGUUGCUGACGUAGGAGAUGUUUGGGUUAAUUUAUACAACUUACCAGACGCAUGCAGAAGUAUUAAAGAGGGUUUUGCAAAAAUUGUUGCAAAUGGUUGCAUUCCAUUAGCCGCAGGUGGAGAUCACACCAUAACAUAUCCUAUUCUGCAAGCAAUAGCUGACAAGUAUGGUCCAGUAGGUUUGGUUCACGUUGAUGCACAUGGUGACUGCAACGACACGAUGCUUGGUGAAAAAAUUGCACAUGGAACGCCAUUCAGACGAGCUGUAGAAGAAGGCUUGCUUGACACGAAGCGAGUGGUGCAGAUUGGCCUGCGUGGUUCUGGAUACUCAGUUGACGAUCACAAGUUUCAAUUGGACAAUGGUUUCCGAGUUGUACCAGCUGAGCAAUGCUGGCAUAAGUCUCUUUCCCCAUUGAUGAAGGAAGUGAAAGAACAAAUGGGAGAUGGACCAGUGUAUGUAAGCUUCGACAUUGAUGCGUUGGACCCUGCCUUUGCUCCUGGGACUGGAACCCCUGAAAUAGGUGGUCUCACUUCUAUUCAGGGACUUGAGGUCGUAAGGGGUUGUCGUGGAAUGAAUGUGGUUGGAGCUGACCUUGUGGAAGUAUCGCCACCUUAUGAUACAACAGGAACAACCGCUCUUACUGGUGCUAAUCUAUUGUUUGAGAUGCUGUGUGUUCUACCUGGUGUAAAGUACAACAACUAAUACAAAUAUGCUGAAGUGUAAUAAAUACGCCACAUUGACGUACUUUAUACGACAUAGUGUAACAUUUUUAACAUUGAGAUCACGUACUUGGCUAUUGGCUACAAUUCCUCCGCUGGUUCCAAUUGACCAUCAGAAAUUACAUAAUUGAAACAAAAGCGGUUUCCGAUCCCCCUAGGGAGUACCCGCCGACCAAUAUUACUUGUCUUGUGUCAUUACUGGCUGGAAAUUGCUUCGAGGCCAUGGGUGGCACAGUGUAAACAAUAAAAUUCAAAGAACAAAGUA
Messenger RNA from Ciona intestinalis (vase tunicate), 1342 nucleotides. RefSeq names its product agmatinase, mitochondrial. NCBI's taxonomy places the organism in Eukaryota, Metazoa, Chordata, Ascidiacea, Phlebobranchia, Cionidae. Gene Ontology annotation, molecular function: metal ion binding; agmatinase activity. The record is from RefSeq and is a predicted model, not a curated record.